AUGCCCUUCAUAGUCAUCAACUCAUGGCUUCCCAUUGUUGAGCCCAGAAGCGGCAACUGCCAGGGUAACCUUCGUGUUCGUCUGGCCGUCGGCAACCAGGCCCAAUUCGACCAGUUGUCUCGAUGCGACGAUGUAAACUAUCUUGCCUUGGCAACUUCACAAACUAACCUUCUGACCCGAGAGGCACAGAAGAUUACGAAUAUUGGUGAAACUGAGAUUGACGCGUAUUUAGAGGCUCCUGUUGUGGAAGGCCAGAAUAAAAUGGAGCCAACAAUGGAUUGGCGGCCGCUGGAUCUGAUCGUCUGGUCGCCAAACAGAAAGGGCCGAGAGGCUCUCCAAAACCAAGGACUAUGGCAGGCAAAAAGUGAGCUCAACUGGUGA
Messenger RNA from Protopolystoma xenopodis, 381 nucleotides. Lineage: Eukaryota; Metazoa; Platyhelminthes; Monogenea; Polystomatidea; Polystomatidae. The record is from the annotation of a GenBank genome assembly.